AUGGGAAAACUGAUGGUAACCAAGAGGGGGACAUCUGUGGCUGCUACACAGUGUAGCUCGGACGCUGUGAGUUUCAAGAAUCUGGUGAAAGGGAGAGAGUGGACAAUGAAAAUGGACAUGGAGGAUGCUGACAUGACUCUGUGGACGGAAGCUGAUUUUGAAGAGAAGUGCACGUACAUUGUAAAUGAUCACCCGUUGGAUCCCAGUGCCGACGGAGGCACCCUAACUCAGGCAGAGGCUUCCUUGCCAAGGAACUUGACUUUCAAAUACGCAUCUAACUGCAAAGAGGUCACUGGAGUUAUAAGCAAAGAGUACAUCCCAAAAGGAACGCGCUUUGGACCCCUGGUAGGAGAGAUCUAUACCAGCGAUACGGUUCCCAAGAAUGCGAACAGAAAAUACUUUUGGCGGAUCUAUUCAAGUGGUGAGCUUCACCACUUCAUUGAUGGAUUUAACGAGGACAAGAGCAACUGGAUGCGUUAUGUAAACCCUGGCUACUCCGUUCAGGAACAGAACUUGGCUGCUUGUCAGAAUGGAAUGAACAUCUACUUCUACACCAUCAAGCCCAUCCCUGCCAACCAAGAGCUGCUUGUGUGGUAUUGCCGAGACUUUGCAGAGAGGCUGCACUAUCCCUCCUCCAGAGAGCUGACAAUGAUGAACCUCACACAAACCCACGUUAAUCCAAAGCAGCACAGUGCUGAUAAAGAGGAGCUCUAUCAGAAAAGCAUCCCAAAGAAGGAGCACAGCGUGAAAGAAAUCCUGAAAAUGGAAUCCAAUCCUCCAAAAGGAAAAGACUUCUUCCAGACCAACAUUUCACCAGUUACUCCAGAAAAAGACUUGGAUGAUUUGCGUAAGAACUAUAGCCCGGAAAGGUGUUUCUUCCCUCGAGUUGUCUACCCGAUCCGACCUCAUAUUCCAGAAGACUAUCUGAAAGCUUCCUUAGCAUACGGGAUGGACAGACCCAGCUACAUUACUCACUCGCCCAUCCAGACGUCUACUACGCCGAGUCCUUCAGGGAGGAGCAGCCCAGACCAAAGUUUAAAAAGUUCAAGCCCUCACAGCAGUCCAGGGGUCACAGUUUCACCUCUGGCACCUACUUCCCAAGAGCACAGAGAGCCGUACUCUUACUUGAAUGGAUCGUAUGGCUCAGAAGGAUUGGGGUCUUAUCCUGGAUAUGCACCCCCUGGCCACCUCCCACCCGCCUUUCUACCAUCCUAUAACCCCCAUUACCCCAAAUUCCUGUUACCUCCAUUCAAUAUGAGCUGUAAUAACCUGAGCGCUUUGAACAAUAUCAAUGGCAUCAACAAUUUCAAUCUCUUCCCAAGGAUGUAUCCUCUUUAUGGCAACCUGCUCAGCGGAGGUAGCCUUUCCCACCACAUGUUGAACCCCACCACACUCCCCAGUUCAUUGCCCAGUGAAGGAGGCCGUCGAUUGCUGCAGCCUGAUCAUCCGAGAGACUUCCUCAUACCAGCACCUAACAGUGCCUUCUCUAUCACGGGCGCUGCUGCCAGCAUGAAGGACAAGCCAUGCAGCCCCACCAGCGGGUCACCCACAGCUGGUACAGCAGCCAGUUCAGAACACAUAAUGCAACCUAAACCUACCUCAGUGGUGUUGGCUGCCACCGGUGGUGAAGAAGCCAUGAAUCUCAUUAAAAGUAAGAGGAAUGUGACCGGUUACAAAACCCUCCCAUACCCACUGAAGAAGCAGAACGGGAAGAUCAAGUACGAAUGCAAUGUUUGCUCCAAGACCUUUGGCCAGCUCUCCAAUCUGAAGGUGCACCUCCGAGUACACAGCGGAGAGAGACCAUUUAAAUGCCAGACUUGCAAUAAAGGCUUCACGCAGCUGGCUCACCUCCAGAAGCACUAUCUGGUACACACGGGAGAAAAACCCCAUGAGUGUCAGGUUUGUCACAAGCGGUUCAGCAGCACCAGCAAUCUCAAAACCCACCUGCGGCUCCACUCUGGAGAGAAGCCUUACCAGUGCAAGCUCUGCCCGGCCAAAUUCACCCAGUUUGUGCACCUGAAACUGCACAAGCGUCUCCACACCCGGGAACGUCCCCAUAAAUGCAUCCACUGCCACAAGAGCUACAUUCACCUCUGCAGCCUCCAGGUCCACCUGAAGGGCAACUGCCCCGUCGCCCCUGCCUCUGGCCUCUCCAUGGAGGACCUGAAUCGAAUCAAUGAGGAGAUCGAGAAGUUCGACAUCAGUGACAAUGCCGACAAGUUGGAAGAAGUGGAGGACAAUAUCGACUUAACAUCGAUUGUGGAGAAGGAUAUACUGACCAUGCUCAGGAGGGAAAUGGAAGGAGCAAAUCUGAAAGUAUCUCUACAGAGGAACCUGGGAAAUGGACUUCUCUCCUCAGGAUGCAAUCUUUACGAGUCGUCAGAUAUGUCAAUUAUGAAGUUGCCUCACAGUCACCCACUACCUCUGUUACCUGUAAAGGUCAAGCAAGAAACAGUUGAACCAAUGGACCCUUAA
Molecule: messenger RNA, 2475 nt
Organism: Gavia stellata (red-throated loon)
Lineage: Eukaryota; Metazoa; Chordata; Aves; Gaviiformes; Gaviidae
Gene: PRDM1
Product: PR/SET domain 1
Exons: 7
Coding region: 1-2475 (824 amino acids)
Biological process (GO): cell fate commitment; regulation of transcription by RNA polymerase II
Cellular component (GO): nucleus; cytoplasm
Molecular function (GO): DNA-binding transcription repressor activity, RNA polymerase II-specific; histone deacetylase binding; RNA polymerase II cis-regulatory region sequence-specific DNA binding
Source: RefSeq, a predicted model, not a curated record